Messenger RNA from Monascus purpureus, 2887 nucleotides. NCBI's taxonomy places the organism in Eukaryota, Fungi, Ascomycota, Eurotiomycetes, Eurotiales, Aspergillaceae. The record is from the annotation of a GenBank genome assembly.
AUCUGCCAUCAAUGCUGCGAACGACCCAUCACAUCUGAGUCGCCUUCUGAUGUUUUCGGAGACCCCACCUCAGAUCUACCGGUGAUCACUGAUCAGACGAGUUGGAGCAGAUGACAUGUUUAGCCACUGGUUGCCUUGAGAAUCUGGGAGCCUGGAUUGCGUGGAGCUCACAUAAGUGCAACCAACCGCCCUGUCUGCCUCCUCUGGUUUUUCAGCGUAUCAUCAACACUACAGGUAACGCCACCUGGCAACUAUGAGUGGAAUUCCAAGGUUCCUCAAAAGGAGAGAAAGGCAAUCUGUACAUGGAAGACGCCAUGUUCUGGGCACCAAGGGAGAGGCUUCGACUGCCUCCUCGCUCCAUGCCCUACGAAUCUUCUCCACAUCUGAACCAGGCCCCGAAGACAAGAAAUCUAAGAGCGAAGACAAAAAGACAAAAGUGCUACAAAAACGCCUUGCUGACGUUGGAAUUACUACCUUUGAUGAAAAGAACGUCAGAUAUGCAUUGCAGUCAACCUAUGCAGAGGGUGACGUAGACAAAGCGUUUGACGUUUUAAUCAUCGUCCAAGACUCGAUUGAUGGAAUUAUCCGGGAUUAUUCUCCAAGUAUCAAGCUUCUCGGCGCGGAGAAUCGCGACUACGUUACUUGCUAUCUCGAUGCGCUUCUCUUCGCCAUGUUUGCGCGCCUCGAUUGCUUUGAGGCGGUUCUGUACAACUCUUUUAGUGAUGAGCCUCGUCGGAAACUGUCCAUCAUGUUGAGGCUCUGGGUCAACAUGCUGAGGUCAGGCAAACUUAUCGCCAAGGAUAUUACAAAGCAUCUCCAGGAUGCCCUCGCUGAAUGCGGUUGGGAAGAUGCAGCCAAGAUUCGCCAACAGGAUGUUUCAGAGGCGUUCACGUUCAUUACAGAAAAGCUAGAACUACCUCUGCUGACUUUGAAGAUGGAUAUCUAUCAUACUGGCAAAGAAGAUGCCACCGAUGAUCACAAAUUUGUCAAUGAGAGAUUACUAGAAGUCGCCAUACCACCUGAUUCGGAUGAGGGUAAAUCCGUCACGCUGGAGGAUUGCUUGGAAUCGUACUUCAACAACAAAAUUGAAGUAAAGCGAUACCUCGAGCGGUCUAACACAACUGGCUCUACGAGAUCUGUCGAUUCUAUUGCUAAAGGCUGGAUAACGCACAUUGAAACUGUGGAGGUGGACCCUGAGACGUCUUCGCCGAUAACUCCCACUUCUCCUUGGGAACCAACGAACCCACUAUCGUCGAUUACGGACUUGGGAGGGUCGUCUAUCUCACAACAUAGUUCGAGGCGUCGAAGCAGCAUCAUACAACAGCGCUUUAUUCCGGACCCGGAUGAUUCGAGUCACGAACCGCAUUUUACAGCGCCGUACACUCGGCCACGUAAAGGUUCCUACAGAAAAGAGGUUAUGAUGCCGGCAUGGCAAUUCUUCAGCUUAAUCCCGUGGUACACAGAUAAUACCCAAACAGAUGAUGCGCAGGUCGCAUCACACUUUUCUUCAAAAAGACCCAUAGUUGGAUUAUGCUUGAAGCGCUACACAAUGACACCAACCGGAGAGGUAAAGAGGCUUAGCACGCAUGUUGAUAUACCAACUGAGAUUGGCCUGCCACACUUUAUCCAAGAUGAUAAUAUGGACAGCGACGGAUCGAUUUAUGGGAAUUUCAAACUCUCAUUGCAGGCCUUUGUCUGCCAUCGAGGGAAUUCUGUUAAUUCUGGUCAUUAUAUCGCCAUUGUUAGAGGGACUAAUGCUGGUGCUACUCCGGCUGACCGCAGUAGCUCCAGUCAGUCCACCGAUGAUCCUUCGAGAUAUUGGAUGCGCUUUGAUGAUUUAGCAGAGGAACGAGUCACUUUGGUUGAUGUAGAGAAGGCUCUGGAGUCUGAGUCCCCAUAUCUCUUGUUCUACCAGAUCCUUCCUAUCGACGAGGAUGCUGCCGAGGCGAAUCUAAGAUUUACCAACACUUCCAGUCUUUCGUCAGCUAGUGUUCCGGAGUUAGAUGUGACAGAAGUUUCCGAGUCAUUACGCAACUCGUCUACGAGCACACAAGGCGCCGAGCGCGUUGAAGGAUUUGCUUCGAUGCGUCCAAGCCUCGAAAUCACUGCCCCUGAAACGCCCGUUGCCGAUGAGAGGAGAAACAGCACGCUUUCGGAUUCCGCUGAGACUCCGACCGUGAACGGCAACCUUCGAGUGAACCCCGCUAGCUCUUCGACUCGCGAUGAUGGAUUGAAGGGCGAAGGCACCAGGAGGUCCCUUUCUUUCUCUAGACGCGGUUCUAGAGUAUCCAGAAGGAGCAACCCCAGCAGUCGUGACGGGAGCCAAACUGGUGACAACCGACUUAGCAUAGCUCUCUCUAACCUUCGGCUCUAUACCAAGGAUAAAAUGAAUGACGAAUUGUCCAUUGAAGAGAACGGUGAAAAAUGUGCGACACCUAUCACUACAGUGAAGUCCUCACCGCCAGGUGGCGAAAUAAGAGAUAGGAGUACCGCCAGAAAGUGCUCGAAAGAUCGUGGGAGAUCUAGAUACCGACAAAAGGAGAGGUCCAGGAAUAAGAUGGGCAGGAAGCCAGAUCGGGAAUGCAUGGUUAUGUGACGAUGACAUGAUGACUCACGACACGAACAGCACAGAUGGCUGAUGCUUGCCGAUUGCAUACCUUUUAUAACUGUAUACACUUUCCUCGCAAUUACAUAUUUCGCAUCGAUGGUUCCAAGUCUUGGUGCAUUUAUAGUUGACUUGAUUGAUUCCGUUGUGCUAUAUAAAAAGACUUACCUAUGUGUCAGCGACGGAUUGAUCUGAUCAGCGGCUGUAUUCACAUUGUCCUUCUGCCGGCAGGAGAAAAUUGAUAGACUGCAGUAGUAUUAAUUAGGUUCUCGAUUCUGAACU